AUGGAAUUUGAAGUCUCCGAUGCUAUUCAAGUUCCAUCAAAUUCAAUGCAAGAUUCGAUCUUGACAAUUCCUUUAUUGCCACUAGAACUCAUCACUGAAAUUCUCUUGAGGCUUCCAGUGAAAUCCCUCUUGAAAUUCAGGUAUGUUUCACAAUCUUGGCUUGCUUUAAUCUCUAAUCCUGUAUUUAUCAAGACUGAUCUUAGUUUAUCUGCUAAUAACAAGAAUACGGAAGACACCCACCAUGUAAUUUUUUUGGAUAUUGGUGGAAAGAAAUGGAAUUACAAAGAAUGUCCUCUUAAAUCUUUAUUUUAUGACUCUGUUACCGUGGCUCUUGAAUUGGAUUUUUCCAUUGAAAACGACAGGUAUUGGCUCUAUGUUAAGGGUUCUGGCAAUGGAUUGGUUUAUCUUGCCCAUGAUGGUUUAGAAUAUUCCCUUUUAUGGAAUUCAACAACUAGAAAGCACAAGAAUUUGCCACUUUUUAGACCUAGAUUGAAAAAAUAUGAACGCGCAUAUGGUUUUGGAUAUAAUGAGCUCCAUGAUGAUUAUAAGGUAGUGAUUAUUUCUUAUAAUUAUAUUGUUCGCGGUUCAGAUGACAUUGAGGUCAAAGCAUAUAGUCUAAAGAGUGAUUCUUGGACUAGUGUUGAUUAUUGUGACGAGACAUUCUCUAACAAAAAAAGUGUUGGUAGAAACAUUAUUGCUUUUGAUUUAGCUAAUGAGAAAUGGGAAAAGGUGGAGAAGCCCUCCUACGGAGAAGGAGAGACUGAAUUGCUUGUGGGAAAGUUGGGAAGUCAUCUUUCUGUCUUUUGUGAUUAUAAAACAACUCAUUUAGGUGCUUGGGUUAUGAAGGAGUAUGGAGUGAAAGAAUGUUGGAUAAAGAUGUUUACCAUCAGGUAUCCAAAUGAUCCCGAAUGGUAUCCAACCUUUUUCAUGUCAAAUAAAGGUGAAAUAUUGUCGGUUUAG
Molecule: messenger RNA, 960 nt
Organism: Solanum verrucosum
Lineage: Eukaryota; Viridiplantae; Streptophyta; Magnoliopsida; Solanales; Solanaceae
Product: F-box/kelch-repeat protein At3g06240-like
Exons: 2
Coding region: 1-960 (319 amino acids)
Molecular function (GO): protein binding
Source: RefSeq, a predicted model, not a curated record